This is a messenger RNA of Tachysurus vachellii, 3842 nucleotides long. It is a transcript of the gene pcdh20, whose product is annotated as protocadherin-20. Gene Ontology annotation, molecular function: calcium ion binding. The coding region runs from base 126 to 2783 and encodes 885 amino acids. Lineage: Eukaryota; Metazoa; Chordata; Actinopteri; Siluriformes; Bagridae. The record is from RefSeq and is a predicted model, not a curated record. Gene Ontology annotation, cellular component: plasma membrane. Gene Ontology annotation, biological process: homophilic cell-cell adhesion. The transcript is spliced from 2 exons.
UGGCUGGAGCAGCUCAGACGCGCAUGGAACGCUGAAGGUGACGGAUCUUCGCCGCGCUCAACAUGCGCCACGGCACUAGCGCGUAAAAAUAAUCCCUCUGGAUUAAACCACUGGCCGGGAAAAACAUGAGCAAGAUACGCAAAGGAUCCUGCCUUAUUAUGGAUGGAAAGUUCUGGGGAUUUUGGAUUCUACUGCUGUACACAAGUCCUCUAUCAUGUUUCUCAAAGUUCAGCCAUCUUGUAUAUAAGAUAAAGGAAGGCUUACCCAAGGGGAUUCUCAUCGGGUCUGUUGGAGAAGAUUUGAGGUUGGAUUUUUCUGUCGACCCCCCACGUCUGUUCCAUCUGGAAUUAAGGCAAAGUGGCUCUCAGUAUGUUAAUCUAAGCGAAACAACCGGGGAGCUUUACACUUCUGCUUUUGUGAUUGACCGAGAAACUCUAUGUGCAGAAUCCUAUGAGGGUCAAGGAUGCAUGAUCUCUCUGGACGUGCUCAUUCUGCCACAGCAGUACUUCCAGCUAGUUAAGAUCAAAAUCGUCAUUGAAGAUGUUAAUGAUAACAAGCCACAUUUUCCAGUGGAUGAGAUCAGGGUGUCCGUUCCGGAAAACGCACCAGUCAAUGCUCGGUUUGUGGUAGAGCAAUCUGCUGUAGAUCCAGAUAUAGGCAUUUAUGGGGUUCAGACUUACUGGCUGGCAAAUGACUUUGGAGUUUUCACACUGGAUGUUGAGCAAAAUGAAGGGGGAGAGUUGACGCCUUUCCUGAUCGUUACUGGGCCGCUGGACAGGGAAACGAAAGCGGAAUAUUUAACUGAAUUCAUUGCUGAGGACGGAGGAUCCCCGCCAUUUUUGGGCAUUGCCACUCUUAGAAUUAUUAUUACAGAUGUAAAUGACAACUGCCCCAAAUUCAGCGAGACUCAGGUAAAUGUGACACUUUCUGAAAAUACCACAAAGGGCUUGCAGUUGGCUCGGCUCUAUGCCUUUGACCCAGAUCAGGGUACCAAUGCUCAGAUUACUUACGCGUUCAGUAAACGGGUCACCAGAGAAACUCGGAACCUGUUUCAUUUGGAUGAAAUGACAGGGGUCAUCACCCUAGCAGGAAAGAUUGAUUCUGACACUGGAAAGUUGUACAAGCUGGUUGUGCUGGCUAACGGGCAAGCUUGCAUACCUGAUAUCGCUACCGUAACUGUGAAGGUUGUUAAAAUGGUUUUGGGACCACUAGCCGUCAUGCCCCGCUACAUUGCUUUAGAGAAAGAUGGUGUGGUUUCUCUGAGUGAAUCAGAGCCACCCUUUACACCAAUUGCUUUCUUUACCAUAAAAAAUGCGGACCCAAGGAAAAAGGUCACGUGCUUUUUGCAAGGGUCUGGACCCUUCCGACUCUUGCCAUAUAAAAAUAUGAACUAUGAGUACUUGCUGGAGACUACCGAUCCAUUGGAUUAUGAAGAGCAGAAAUAUUAUGAACUUACUGUGGUGGUCAGAAACACUGAUGGUGUAGGUGUUGAUACACAGGUGAAAGUGCAGAUGCUGGAUGAUAAUGAUAAUGCACCCAUAUUUAAGCAGUCAGUUAUUGAUAUCAAGAUUGAGGAGAACAACGCCCCAGAAACAUUUCUCGCUAAACUCCAAGCCACUGAUAAGGACAGCGGUAACAGGGGAGAGGUACUCUAUCUUCUUGGGUCAGAUGCUCCCCCAAAAUUCCACCUUGAUCGAUUGACUGGGGUCUUGACUGUGACCACAUCGCUUGACCGAGAGGAGAAAGAGACCUACCGGUUUAUAGUUCGAGCAGUCGAUUGUGGCACACCAAGGAAGGAGUCAAUUGCCACAGUUUCAAUCACCGUGCUGGACCGCAACGACAAUAGUCCUCAUUUUAUCAAUAAAGAUUUCACCUUCUUCGUCCCAGAGAACUUCCCAGGCUUUGGGGAGAUUGGAGUGCUGUCUGUCACAGAUGCAGAUGCUGGGGAAAAUGGCUGGGUGGCACUAUCAAUCAUCAAUGGAAGUGAUAUAUUUGUCAUUGACACAGGACGGGGGGCACUGAGAGCAAAGACCUCACUGGACAGGGAGCAGCAAGGAACGUACUACCUCUGGAUCGAAGCUGUGGACGGCGGGAAGCCUUCACUCUCUUCUGUCACCAUGGUUACUAUUUUGCUCCUGGAUGUUAACGACAACCCACCAAUGGUGCUGUUCCCCCAGUCCAACCAGUCCUAUUUGCUAGUUCUUCCCAGUACACUCCCAGGAACAUCCAUUACAGAGGUCUACGCUGUGGACAGAGACACAGGCAUGAAUGCUGUCAUUGCUUACAGCAUCAUCAAGCGAAGGGGUGGGGAACCAGGCUCGUUUGACAUAGACCCAAAUACAGGAAACAUCACUCUCAGGAAAGUUUUGAGUGACCGGGGUCUGUACAGCCUGCUGGUCAAGGUCAGUGACCAUGGCCAACCUGAACCACUGCACUCAACUAUUAUGGUCAACCUGUUUGUCAAUGAGACCAUCAGCAACGAGACAUACAUUCAGAGCCUCCUGACUCGAGAAGCAGAUAUCGGGAUUGAGGAGGUCAGACCACCAAACAGGCUCGCCCAGAGGCCUGAGUACGGUGACCUGUUCCCCUGCAAGCUACUAAUUAUUGCCCUUAUUACCACAUGUCUGGGGCUUUUCUUUAUAGUGGUGUCACUGACUGCAUAUAUAUGCUGUAAGAGCCAAAAAAAUCAUAAAAAGAAGAGAUUGGAAGUAGAGAUCCCUUUAAAAGUGAACAGUGACAGACAAGCCAUGGACAGGAAGCUGAUGGAAAUUUCUAACAUAUGACCAUGUCCCGUUACCCCCCCCCCCCUUAAUAAACUAUCUACAAAUUUAAAAUGUGCAGCUUCUCCAGACAAACAAAUGGAGUAUAAACUGAGAAAAUUGUAUAUACUGUAUAUUUGAUGUUUUGUAAUUUUAUGACAAAAAGACAAAAUAUAUUUAAAAAACCGCUAAAAUAUGUUACAUCAAAAGUGUGUCUAGUUUUGCAAAUCCACAUUUUCUCAAGCGCUUGACGAUUUGACGCUGUAUAAUUUAUUACACCUUACUAAGUAGUGCCCUUAGCAAUGUGUCAAACUGCCUAUUUUGUUACAGCUCAACUCAUUCUCUACCGUCCAAGCACAUGGUUGUGUUUUGAAUUUAUUAGUGAAUAUAUUUCAUGCAUUUUACUGUAUGUGAGUAAAAGACAUGUCUAUCAGGCCUGUGCGCUAGCCUUUUAGCGCUAGUCCACUGAACACCUGGAUUUACAAGGUCAGGUUGAAUUUCACAUAUUCUUUAUCCUUCUCUACCAAAAAAAAUCAAAUGUCUAUGUUUACAUGUGCUUAACAUGACUAAGAACUUAAUACAAAGAUCGAUCAAUCGGUGUCAAUCUGGAUGAAACGUCUAUCUGAUUGAAAGAUACAGAAAAUGUGGAAGGACUGUAAUUUCAAUUACAUUUGAAUCAGGAUAGAUAAAAAGAUUCUGUGCAUUUGUGUCGUACGGAAUAACAAUACAUUUUAUUAUAAACUGUAAAAGAUUGAAAAAUGAAUGAGAUUGAAUGUUAUAAACAAACAAGGUGAAGGAGAGCAGGUUUAACAUGCCGACCCAACGUUAGCUUAAUGUUCGCUCAACUUCUUCUCAUUGUUGGUAUUAUAAUGUUGUGAAAUGCCAAUCAUGGAAUGCACACAACUUUACUUUGACCUCAGAUUUUCAGUAGACAUCUGCAUUUGAAAAGAGUUCAUUCAGAUUGACAUGAUUGAAAAUCUUUGCAUGUGAACAUAGCCAACGAUUCAUUCUGAGACCUCACGACCUUGUGGCGUGUAAGAAAAGCGUACAUGCAUAUUAAAGUGCUUUAUUUUCUUACCACAA